Molecule: messenger RNA, 5668 nt
Organism: Hemicordylus capensis (graceful crag lizard)
Lineage: Eukaryota; Metazoa; Chordata; Lepidosauria; Squamata; Cordylidae
Gene: DCBLD2
Product: discoidin, CUB and LCCL domain containing 2
Exons: 15
Coding region: 665-2428 (587 amino acids)
Source: RefSeq, a predicted model, not a curated record
UUCCUAGCAACAAUAACAUUCUUAUAGCCGCUGCAGUACAACCACCAAACAUCCUCGUUAACUUCUUGUUCUCCAUUGCACCGCCGCCAUCCCCAAGGCUCUUCACAGUUUUAGUUAGAGCAUAGGUGGCCAACCUGAGGCUCUCCGGUUGUUGUUGGACUAAAACUUCCAUUAUCCCCACCGCAAUAAAUUGUUCUUAGGGAUGAUGGAAGUUGUAGUCCAACAACAGCUGAAAGGCAUCCAGUUGGCCACUCCUGAAUUGGAACUGAUGUAUGACAGGUUUGUGUGUCCUACACUGCCUCAUGGGAAAGUAUGAAACUGGUCCUCUAACCAUAACUAGCAUCACAAUACAGGUAUAACCUUCAUGUGAUUAUGUGAGCAUUUUUGGAAAGGACUGCAGUUUCAGGCAGGUGAUGGAUGUGGACAUACCAUUUUAGGUCCUGAAAGUGGAACUUUUACAUCUAUCAACUAUCCAUAUGCCUAUCCCAACAGCACAGUCUGUGAAUGGGAGAUUCGAGUAAAACCUGAGCAGAGAGUUCAGCUCAAAUUUGGGGAUUUUGAUAUUGAUGAUUCAGAUUCUUGCCAUUUUAAUUAUGUGAGAGUUUAUAAUGGAAUUGGACCCACAAGGACAGAGAUAGGAAAAUACUGUGGAUUAGGUUUACAGAUGGACAGUUUAAAUGAGUCAAAGAGUAAUGAAGUUACAGUACAAUUCAUGAGUGGCAUACACUUUUAUGGACAUGGAUUUCUGGCAUCCUAUUCAACCACUGACAAAUCAGAUCUAAUAACAUGUUUAGACACUGCAAGUCAUUUUUCUGAGCCUGAAUUCAGCAAGUAUUGUCCAGCUGGUUGUGUACUUCCUUUUGCUGAAAUUUCUGGGACUGUUCCUCAUGGCUAUAGAGAUUCGUCUUCACUUUGUAUGGCUGGUGUGCAUGCUGGAGUGGUGUCCAAUGUUCUAGGAGGUCAGAUCAAUGUUGUAAUCAGCAAAGGCAUUCCAUAUUAUGAGAGUUCUCUGGCCAACAAUGUCACAUCAAAAGUGGGACCACUGUCUUCAAGUCUCUUCACUUUUAAAACUAGUGGUUGCUAUGGAACGCUAGGAAUGGAGUCUGGAGUAAUCGCCAAUUCCCAGAUUAAUUCAUCGUCAUUUCUAGAAUGGCCUGAGCAAAUGGGUCAGCCAAACAGCUGGAGGCCAGAAAGAGCCAGAUUGAAAAGGCUAGGACACUCUUGGGCAGCUCUUACUAAUGAUGAACAUCAGUGGUUACAAAUAGACCUAAACAAAGAGCAACGAAUAACAGGUAUCAUUACUACUGGCUCCACCUUGGCAGAGUACAAUUAUUAUGUCUCUGCCUACAGGAUCCUGUACAUUAACGAUGCACAGAAGUGGACAGCAUAUAGAGAACCUGGUGCGGAGCGAGAUAAGAUAUUUCAAGGCAACACUGGAUAUUAUCAAGAAGUUCGCAAUAACUUCAUUCCACCCAUUAUUGCUCGUUUUGUUAGAAUAAACCCUUGGAAGUGGCAUCAGAAAAUAGCAAUGAAAGUGGAACUGUUAGGAUGUCAGUUUAAUGUUGUUCGGGCUCCAAGGCCUACAAUACCACCACCACCACCGCUGCUACCCAGGAACAGUAAUGAUUUUCCAUUGCAAACGGAUAAAACAACCUUCACUCCUGAGAUCAAGAAUACUACGAUAACCCCAAGUGUAACCCAAGAUGUGGCACUGGUAGCUGUUCUGGUUCCUGUGUUGGUCAUGGUCUUGACCUCCCUGAUCUUGAUCUUAGUUUGUGCCUGGCAUUGGAGAAACAGAAGGAAAAAAUCAGAAGGAACCUAUGACAUACCUUCUUGGGAUCGUGCAGGUUGGUGGAAAGGAAUGAAACAGUUUCUUCCUGCCAAGGCUGCAGAGCAUGAGGAAUCACCUGUUCGAUAUAGUAGCACUGAAGUUAGUUGCCUUAGAUCAAGAGAAGUUGCAACCAUGUUACAAACUCAGUCUGCAGAGUAUGCACAGCCACUGGUGGGAGGAAUUGUUGGCACACUUCAUCAGAGGUCAACUUUUAAACCAGAAGACGGAAAAGAAACCAACUAUGCUGAUAUGGAUCCUUACAACGCACCAGACCAAGAGAUUUAUCAUGCGUAUGCUGAACCGCUACCAAUCACUGGACCGGAAUAUGCAACUCCAAUAGUGAUGGAUAUGUCAGGUCACCUCACAGCUCCUGCAGGCAUUUCUUCUGUAUCUACUUUCAGGGCUUCAGGGAAUCAAGCCCCUCUCAUUGUGGGAACUUACAAUAAACUUGGUUCCAGGGCUGAUAGCUCAUCACCCCCCCAUGUACUGUAUGAUACACCCAAGGGGAUGCAAGGACUAAAUCCCUCAGAUGAAUUGGUGUACCAGGUACCACAGAACAUGCCACAUUCCACAGAAAACCAAGAAGAAGUUAGUUAGAGGAGGAGACUUCUAAAAAUGGAAAAUGGUUUUUUGUGUUGAAGCAAAAUGUGAGAGCUGAGGCCUGGAAAAAUGAAUAAAUUGCCUUUUUUGAGGGUCUAAUACAUAACUACUGCUUUUUUCAUAAAAUGGUGGGCUUUUCAUUCACUACUGAUAGGCACUGCAUUCUUUGUUAUAGGCAUGAGAAACUUAGAAAAAUGCCUCAUCACCGAGUGUAAAUAAAUUUCACUGAAAAUACAUACAUUAAUCAAAAUCCAUUCUCUAUGGCCUAAGUGUCAGAAAAAGAAAGGUACUAUUCUGGAAACAAGAAAAACAUUGAAAUCCCUUAAACCUACAUACAUAUUGUUUGAAACAGUAGUAACAGACUGAUCUCUUACAAAUUUAUCAAACUAUGUAUAAUAUAACAUAAAUUGAUAUUGUACCUUCUGUAACAAGGCUGAGAGACAAUGAUUUCGUUGGGAUUUUUUAAUAAGUAAAGUAGAUCUCUAAAAUGAGUAAAAGCUUCCUUCAUUGAUUGAUUUAAUGAAGUCAAUUUGUAGCCUACUUCUAAAAUCUCUGGCAAAUAUGACUUUGCCAUACACCAGCAACUAAUCUGUGGUCGUAAUCUAGGGGAUAGCUUCACCUCAGUGUGAUGUAUUGCUCAGCCAUGGUUUGGAAAAAGAAAAAAAAAGAAAAGGCCUGACUAGUAAUAUAAACAGUUGUUCUAUUACUUCUACUAGCCUACAGCAUCUACCAUGUACAAUUUGUGGGGUCUCAAGGAAUUUGAUUUGUAGUGGUUACUAAAAGUGUAACUUCCAAAAAUGCAUACAAAAUCCUCCAGCUGCUGUAGCUUCCUCAAACAGAAGAAAAGUUUUAAAUAAGUUUUUGCAAUAAAGUAGACAUUCAUCUUUCUAAAACCUAAGCACAUCAUUAAAUAUAAAUACGUGUGGGUAUUUAAGUCAUGGUUUCUGUACAUUUAUAGCUGCACAAGUUGUUUUCUCAGUGUGUGUGCACUUAUAUGCCUUAAGAAAAGCAUGCGUGUUGACACCCUGGAACCUUUAAACUGUGAAACCUGCUGCCCACUAGAUGAAGAGAUGGUUACAACCUUUUUAAAAAGACAUUUGAUGUAAUGUGAGACACUUCAGGAUUGUUUUUUGACCCACCAGAUUCUGCACAUUCUCUGCAGCUUUUAAAACUUAAAACUAAAGGUAUUUUGCUUUUCUGCCAAUGAUGUUUUCCCAAGUUUAUAUACUUGAACUAGGUGAUGACUACGCAUGAUGGAAACAAAGAAGCAUAGCUGUAUUCACACAACAUCAGAAGUCACACUCCCCUUUUGCCAUAUUUAAAUGCUUAUCAAGAAAUAAAAGCACAGCUUUGUCUUAGGAUGACAUGAAAAAGAUGCUUUGUUUUUAUUAUAGUGUAAUGGCACUGUAGUGAGAACGUUGAACAGAUAAAUGUGAUAUCCCUCUAUACACAAUAGCCCAGUUUUAUGGACUUUAAAUGUUUUAUGAACGUAUAAUUCAAAGGGAAAUUGUGAUUUCCCCCCCUUGUGGUCUGUAUUGUUGAAUGCACAGUAUUCCAAUGUAGAUGGUAAGAUUAAUCAUGACAAUCACCGCUGUUAACUGUUAGUACUCCUGCCCAACACUUAAUUUCAGUAGUAAAGCAAACAGAUUUGCUCUUGUGCCUUGUUCCAUUUAUAUUAUUUUUUAUUUAUAAAAAUGAUACAUAACUUAUUUUUAUUCUGAAACUGCGGUACACCAAGGCUAAAUGUGAGGCCUAAGAAAACAUUCAGAAUGUGUAUGUAUAUAUAGGCUUUCAUGGCCUAUUCUGUGAAUUCUCAUGUGGUUGAAUCUGGCCCAUAUGGAUGCAUAUCAGGCAGACUGGACUCAUGCUGUUUGUGUGAAUUUAUUAAACCUGGCUCUGUCAGCAUCUGUCCAUGUAUAACAAUAGUGAACACCAGUUCACUAAAUUGCCCCACUUUCUGUAAAUCUGCAUAUAAUAAAGUGCAUCAAAAAUAAUAUGUGCUAAUAAUUUCCAAAGAAAAUAGUGAAAUGCACUCAGAGCAUAAAUAGCUCAAGUUCAGAGGGUGAGGGUUGUUUGUGUUUUGCACAGCUGCUACUCACCUUGUAGAUUCUUGACUCUGUUCUUGGUUAUAGAUAGGGCUCAGAGCAGUCUAAACUAUUCAAAAUGCAUACAAUUUUUAAAAAUGCUACACAUGAAGCUGGUUGAAUUUCAUAUUCCUAUUACAAAAGUUGAGUUUUCUUAGUUGGGAGUGAUAAUGUAUACCUGCAUGUUUUUCGUUCUCUCUAAAAGUUUUAACAAGUAUGAAUUGGUGCUCAGCAUCAAAUGGCUUUUAUAAGAACCUAAGUCGUUGCAAAUUCUUCUCCUUUGCAGGGCAUUUUCUGUUCAAAUUCUAAAGAAAUUAGAGCUUUUUAAAAAUAGCUGAUAAAGUUUAAUUUGAACAUUUCACCAGUUUGGAUGACUUUGCACAUGCAUAUCAUGCCAAACCUUAGGAUGUAUCUGUGGCAAUUCUCACAAAACUCACAAGUGUACAUGCAAGGCACCAUCCAUUGCACCAAAUAUAAUGGUCACACUCAGAACAUUCUUUAUAUUUAGUGUGUGUGCCAUUCACAUGCAUUCAGAUGACUUGGUAUAACAUGCAUGAGCACUGGCAACAUGCCACCAAAAAGCCACUACUUUUCAAGCCUGUUCCUGGAAUCAUGUACUCAAGUAUAUGUGCAAAGAACUUUAUAGUAGCAGGCAAACUUUGGGUGUGCUUACGUGCACAAGCAAGCCCACUUUAAAUGGUAUGUUGUGGAAGGAGCCUGUCAACACGUCAGCUGUGUAAGAGAGACUGUGUGAAAAAUUGAAUGCAUCUAAAUUAAGCUUGUUGAUCAGACGAAAAUGAAGCUUUCUUGAUGUAUUGUCCUGUAUUUUAGGCACUAACUUAUUGAUUCCUGAAUGUAAGACACACAGCACAGACAACCUUCACAGUAAGUGCUUCUUGGGUUUUUUUUUAGGCCCAGUGUUGGCAUCUCUCGUAUGUUGAUUCAAGGUAUGCAAAGGGCUCUUUAUUUUAGUGCAGUUGAGAUGGGUGCAAAUAAUGUUGAGUGGUUAUUUUUCCUAGAAUGUACUUUCUUACCUCAGCAUGUUCUGUAGUCACUCUGUAUUUGUAUAUUUUGGUAGAAUUUAGAUUAUAUGAAUAGUGAUUUUUAUGUAUGUCUUUAAAACUUUUAAAUAAAAUGCACAAUGUGAAAGUCA